AUGCCUUCGGCGUCGGCCGAAGUGACAUCAUUGGGGUCCAUCCGCAUCAAUGGCGCCGACUGCGGCGUUGAGGCCCUCAUCCUCGGAGUCAUAACCUCGUUAGGGGGUUUCCUCUUCGGCUAUGAUACUGGUCAGAUAUCGGGCAUGCUGUUGUUUAGAGACUUCAAAAACCGCUUUGGCCAGGAGGAAACACCCGAGGGGAGGGACUUCAUCCCUAUUAUUGAAUCGCUGGUUGUAUCCCUGAUGAGCAUCGGUACGCUCUGUGGAGCCCUCACGGCAUCAUACACCGCGGACUGGUGGGGGCGUAGGAAGAGCCUCACCUUCGGCGUCGCCGUCUUCAUCAUUGGCUGCAUCAUCCAGAUGACAGCCAUGAACUCGUGGGUCCACAUAAUGAUGGGCCGUUUCGUCGCCGGCCUGGGCAUCGGUAACCUGUCCGUGGGCGUGCCCAUGUUCCAGUCCGAAUGUUCCCCCCGUGAGAUCCGUGGCGCCGUGGUGGCCUCGUACCAGCUCCUCAUCACGUUCGGUAUCCUCAUCGCCAACAUUGUGAACUUUGGCGUGCGCGAGAUCCAGGACUCGGCCGCGUCCUGGCGCGUCGUCGUGGGCCUGGGCAUCGCCUUUUCCCUACCGCUCGGCCUAGGCGUCUUGAUGGUGCCCGAGUCCCCACGAUGGCUAGCAGCGCGAUCAAGGUGGGACGACGCACGCGUGUCGAUGGCGCGCCUGCGGGGCAUGAAGGAUGACCCGCACCACGGACUUGUUGAGGACGACAUGCGCGAGAUGCGCGAGAUCCUGGAAAAAGAGCGGUCCGUUGGUGUCGGUACCUGGGGCGAAUGCUUCAUCCCGCGCAGCAACGGCGUGCCCAAGCAGGUCUACCGAACCAUCCUGGGCAUCUCUAUCCACUUCCUGCAGCAGUGGACCGGCGUCAACUACUUCUUCUACUACGGCGCGACCAUCUUCGAGUCGGCCGGCAUCGACGACCCCAUCCAGACCCAGCUGAUCCUGGGCGCCGUCAACGUGGCCAUGACCUUUGGCGGCCUAUACGUGGUCGAGCGCUUCGGCCGCCGCUGGCCGCUGAUCAUCGGCGGGCUCUGGCAGGCCGCGUGGAUGGCCGUUUUCGCGUCCAUGGGCACCGCGCUGGACCCGGUGAACAACAGCACCUCGGGCAUCGUCAUGAUCGUCUCCGCCGCCAUGUUCAUCGCCUCCUUCGCCAUGACCUGGGGCCCAAUCUGCUGGGUGGUCAUCGGCGAGACCUUCCCCCUACGGACGCGCGCGAAACAGGCGUCCAUCGCCACCGCGGGCAACUGGCUGGGCAACUUCAUGAUCUCCUUCCUCACCCCCCUCGCCACCUCGGGCAUAUCCUACGCCUACGGAUACGUCUUCGUCGGCACCAACCUGGCCGCCACGCUCGUCGCCUACUUCUUCCUGUACGAGUCGGUGUCGCUCUCGCUCGAGAACGUCGACGCCAUGUACGGCCAGCCACAGCUCAAGCCGUGGACCUCGCGCAAGUGGAUGCCCGAGGGCUACCUCACGCGCAUGGACCGCGACGAGGAGUUUUUUAGGAGGCGGGUCGAUGUUGGUGAUGAUGGCGGCGAUGGUGAGGGGAAGCAUGCGGAGGAUUUGGAUGAUCGGACCACGGCUGUGCCCAGUGGGAGGCCGAGUCGUGCUGUGGAUGAGCAAGGGGGAGAGGGGCUGGAGAAGAAGAGGUCGAGGAGUCGGGGGAGUGGGGAUUUGCCGGCUGAGACGAGGGAGGAGAGGGUGCGGAGGGCGGUGUAA
This is a messenger RNA of Chaetomium globosum CBS 148.51, 1770 nucleotides long. RefSeq lists its product as uncharacterized. Lineage: Eukaryota; Fungi; Ascomycota; Sordariomycetes; Sordariales; Chaetomiaceae. Gene Ontology annotation, cellular component: membrane. The coding region runs from base 1 to 1770 and encodes 589 amino acids. Gene Ontology annotation, molecular function: carbohydrate:proton symporter activity. The transcript is spliced from 4 exons. The record is from RefSeq and is a predicted model, not a curated record. Gene Ontology annotation, biological process: carbohydrate transport; transmembrane transport.